This is a messenger RNA of Gambusia affinis (western mosquitofish), 5958 nucleotides long. It is a transcript of the gene ripor1, whose product is annotated as RHO family interacting cell polarization regulator 1. The coding region runs from base 439 to 3594 and encodes 1051 amino acids. The transcript is spliced from 24 exons. The record is from RefSeq and is a predicted model, not a curated record. Lineage: Eukaryota; Metazoa; Chordata; Actinopteri; Cyprinodontiformes; Poeciliidae.
AUACAUCCAGUCAAGAGAGGGAGGGACAGGAAAAAAGAGUGAUGUCAGCAGGGAAGAAGAGAAGGGAGGACUGCCUUGCUUUUUCCUGUCUCCAGCCCCCUCCUCCCUCCUCCUCUUAUCAGCGUGCCAGAGAGAGAAAGGCGAUCAGUAGGAGAAGUAGACGGAUUAACAACUAGCACUGAGGCCAUGGGACAAGAUAAAAUAAAAAAAAAGCUGGGAUUGACUGCAUAGAAGUGAAGGAAACAGCACUUUUAUACUGACCAAUACUUAAAGAUCAGCAGAUGCCAACAGGCGGGAAGAAGAAACCAAAUAAGGAAAGUAAAAUUAGACAAGAAGUUCAGGCAUAAGGGUCAACGCUAGCAGAGAGGAACUGGCGCUUUAUCAGGAAGCAGGUGGAGCCAUUACAGAGAGACACCGGUGUCCAGCAUCACAACUACCAUGUACAGUGGAUAUGGAGGGCGUCCAUCACGAACUCUGUCCACCAUGUCUCUGUCUGUCCGUCCAGUCAGACGCAUCAAUUCCAGGUCCAUCACUAGGAGCCAGAGUUUCACUGGAGUUAACACACAGGAGAGGCCUUACAGGAACCUCUCAGUGUUCAGCACUCCUGGUAUCAGCAGGAAGUCCAGCCGAGCGAGUGGACUCUUCACUAUGUCUACCAAAGCCAACCCACCACCGAAAGUUCCUCAACCAGAGCGGCUGGAUGAGGUCUACAAAGCUCUGAAAAAAGGGCUCCAGUCUUACCUGCAUCUUUACCAAAUGGAUCUGGAAAACAUCAACAAACAGAUUAGAAUGUCUAAGAGAAACUCCAGACUGGGUUUCCUUUAUGAGUUAGAUAAGCAAGUUAAGGUGAUUGAGCGGUACAUCACAAAGCUGGAGUUUCAUCUCAGUAAGGUUGAGGAGUUUUAUGAAGCCUACUGCCUGCAGAGGAAACUGAGAGAUGGAGCACACAAGAUAGUGAAGGCAUACACAGCCAACCCAGGAAGCAAGGAGGCCAAGGAGAGCCUGGGAGAGGCUUCUAAAGGAUACAAGGAAUGCACAGAGAAUAUGUGUGUGAUGGAAAAUGACUUUGAGAACCAGCUUGGAGAAUUCCACAUCAGAUUGAAAGGUCUUGCAGGAUUUGCCAGGUUGUGUGCAGGGGAUCAGUAUGAGAUCUUUAUGAAGUAUGGCCGACAGCGAUGGAAACUGCGGGGAAGGAUAGAAAUCAACGGCAAGCAGGUGUGGGACAGUGAAGAGACGGUGUUUCUCCCUCUCAUUAACGAGUUCCUCUCUGUGAAGGUGACAGAACUGAAGAGCUUAGCCAAUCACGUGGUCGUAGGGAAUGUUUCCUGUGAAAUGAAAGACCUGUUUGCUCCACUCACCCAGAUGGUAGCUGUGGAUAUAAAUGAUCUUGGCACUCUUAAACUUAGCCUUGAAGUUACCUGGAAUCCAUUUGAUAAAGAUGACCAGGCUGGUCUUGUCAACAAAACACCAACAGUUUCGUCAAACAUCCUCAGACAACCAGGGACACCGCCUGUACGCAGUCAACCCUUCCCUAUCCCUGACGACAGUCCAGAUGGGGAAGUAAAAGAGCCGCCCUGGUCAAUCUCAGACUCAUCUGAUGACUCCUUCGGCCAUCAGUCAUCUGUGCCGGUGGAACCCAGCUCUCCACCUCUCAUGGGUAGGUUAAGGACCUCAGGAACCGAAUCUGCAUCAUUUUCUUCUCCACAGCCCGAGGUUCACAAUUCUCCUCCUUCAACUGAGAUUCCCAAUGGGAGUUCCACUUUAAAGACUUCCAACAUCCAAAUCCCAGAUGUAGCCGACAGCCCCAGGAUGAUGGAAGAGGAACCAGUAACAAAUGGCCUUCUUGAGGAGCUGGAUUUGGAGGGAACCUUCAGCCCCAGCCCAGGAUAUGGGCAGUCAUAUGCUCGCUCUCUGAGUCACAUCAGUGAGAGCAGCACCGACGGGUUUGUGGAUUCAUCAGUAGGCGAUUCAGGAGAUGUAACCUCUCUGAUAUCUGGGAUCUCUAUAAAUGACAUAGAGAUCCCCCAUAGAAUAUCUGAACCAGCAAGCUCCUCCCUCAUGCACACUGACAUUCCACCAAGCCUCUGUGUUGUGGAGGAAAUCCUAAAUGCCAGUCCCAUUCCUGACCCACUCAUUCAUCCACAUGAAGAAUCCUUUUUUCCCCAGGUUGAGAGGGAUGAGCUAAACAGAUUUUAUCCUGACUUAGAGUACACAAACCCAUCCACAACCAGCAGAAAUGGGACCUACAGAGCUCAAAAAGUGCUGGUGACAGAGGACAGGCCAUCUGUGGGAGCAAGUUGGUUACCUGGAGGUAGUGACAGUGUGGUGGACAGUGAGCUGGAGGAUGCCCUGGAAAUUCUUCUUUCCUCUCUGGAUGAUUAUAGAGGACAGUUUCCUGAGUUGCAAGCACUUGAACAAAACCUAAGGCUCCUGCAGGUAACUCUGAAGGGGAGCAGUCACAGCCGUUCAGCCAGCUUGGCCAGCCUCUCAGUGGAAUCAGCUUUGGGCAGCUUUGACUUUCUGUCUGACUGUGAGGAAGAGGAGGAGAAGAUGAGGAAUGGCAGACAAGAGCAUGGGGCCGUGGACAGUCCUCCUCUCCUCCAUUCACCUCUCACCACCAGCUGUGCCACUCUGGACUCCUCCCUGGUGGUCCAUCUGAAGAACUGCACUACACAGCUUUUGCAUCUUGGCACGUUUGGGCCCCUGCGCUGUGGAGAGAUGUACGCCUUAGACAAACUGCUGAGAGAGACACGUGUCUUUGAAAUCAUCCUUCGAAUCGUUAGGGACAACCCCAACCGGCCCAGGCAGCCUGCUGAGGUGAUACCAGAGCUGGGCCUCUGCUUCGGUGCCCUGUCCCUCUGGGAGCAGAGUACAGAGUGCAGCACUGUCUACUGUGUCUCUGUUGAGAACUUUCUCUCCACUUUGUCUACACAAUACUCCAGCAUGCCUCAUGGAGGAGCUGAUGCAGUGUUCUUGUGUCUAGUUGAGCAAAUUUUGGAUCAGAGGUUACCACGACGAGGCAACACAGGCAAAGGAAUUAUCACAGUGUUUCAGCUGUGGAGUUACUUGGAGUCUAACGGGAUCAGUGACAUGGAGAUGCACAUCUCUGAGCUAGCAGAAGAGGUGUUCCUGGUGCAGAGCCUCAGAUCCAAUGACCUGGAAGUGAUUAUGAAUACUUUGAGACGGCCUCCUGAGCGCAACCUGAGGAGAGGAGAGCUCCAUGCUGUUGCCAAGUUAUUGAAAGAUCCACGAGGCAAAGUGUCAACAUCUGCCAGCUCUUUACUGAGAGGCCUGACUGCUCAGCCCACACUGAGAGAACAGGCUUUGGUCCACUGCUUGGAGCUGCUGGAAGAUGAAGACAUAGACACCAGAGUGUGUGGAUGCAAAGCUUUGGCAUGUCUCAAGGCCAAAGAAAGCAUUGAACAGCUGGUGUAUAUUUGUCAGACAGACAAGGAAGAUGUCCGAGAUGCUGCCAAACAAGCACUGCUGACACUGGGUGAGGAAGGAAAGAUGGCCUACAGACAUGUAGAAAUAUCUCAGGACAGCUUGCCGAGACUCUUUGCUCCAGGAAGCAUGGCCAGCACAGCCUUCUGACCGGACACAGCCACUGACAGUCCCAGCACAUCAACAACAUGACACCACAGUAUGUACUGUGUCCAUCUGCUAAAGUGGAAAACCAGCUUUAACUUAAACUUUAUUUAGCAGUCAUCUAUUGUUAGGAGUGCUUCAAACAAAUUUGUCACAAAUGAUGACAUUUCUGAAAUAUGAGCUAAAUUAACAAAGAAUGAAGUUCAACCUUCAUUAUUAUACAGUAUGAAGAACUUUUACAAAGUGUUACCCAAACAGACAGUUCCAGCACUGGCUGCAGAGCCAGAGUUCAGCUAGUGCUGGAACUGAGACCAGUAAAGGCUCCAGUAAGUCGUUGCUCCUCUUGUCACCAAACGAUCCACAUCUGUAGAAAACCUGUUGUGGCCACAGCAGGCUACAGUAGCCAUGGUGACUGAUGCCUACAGACAGAACGUAACCAUGACGAGAACUGACUCUGCUCCUAUGCCUUCUCCAUGGAACCUGCAUCAUCUGCUAUCUGGAGUGAAAAUUUGAAACAGAGCUCCUGUAGUCUGCAGAAAACAGCAGGCAACUUCUAGUGGUUUUAAAGUCAAACUACAGGCAUUUCUGAGGGAAAUUACACACAGAAUAAUCACUGGGUAUUAGAGCAGUUAUUGAGAAAUACUUUUUAUACUGUUUCUUGUGGGGUUGCCUUAAUUUUUGCUACAAUGUCUCUCAGGAAAAAAAUGUUUCAUACCGGUAGAAAGCUUUAGUGCCGCAAAAGUAUACCAACCGGCAUGUGCAACAUCAGAAUGUCUGAGUCAGAGUUGGUGCCCAAGAUCUGACUGAGAGCUGUCAGCUAGCAGGCAGUAAGGAAUAAACAAGAUCAGAGCAAAGAAACCAGACUCACAAUCAACAGUCAUAUCUUGUUCAGUAGGAACCAGGACUGAGGACUGGACUGUGGGAACCAGUAGUUGAAUCAAAUAUAUUUAUUUGAUUCUUAAGAUGCAGAUAAUUAAACAAAUACAAUUUAACUAUGCUUUUUAUUGCACAUAUAAAAUAUUCCCAAUAUUCAGGUCAGUAGUGGCCUAAGGCAGAAUGUUUAAAAUGAAGCUGGUGAGUUAACCAAGUUACAUCACCAGUAGUCAUCAUUAUGGCCCCUUUUAAUCCAACUCCUCUUCAUCACCAUUUUUUACACUCCUUUCUUCACAUCUGUAUUCCUCAACUCUUAUGACUAGAUUUUUUUUAACAUGACUCCCCCAACCACUAUUUGUGACCCAUUUUCAUUUGACUGGUUAGCAUCAUCCAGCUGCAGGUUUGUCUAGCAAAUAAACUUAAUGUGUAAUGUGUUUUCAUCCAGACAUGUGGUGUGUGGCUUAUAAUGAUGUGAAUUAUCCUCCUUUUCAGAAUUAUAAUACAACUAACUCAUUCUGCCAAGGAGGCCUUUAUGUUGAAUGUUGCUGUAUUUGAAACAGAUUGAAGGAGAGACUGCAGUAGUUUCUGCUGUUGCAGAGUGCCAUAAAGUUUUAAAUUAUGCUUUUGAAUGAAGCUACAAUAGAAGUUUAUAUUGAAGUUUAUUGUUCUGUGAAUACAUGUUUUUGAUUUGAGUUGAGCUUUAUUUGGCCAAUUUUCUGUAAAUGGUCUACUGAAUAUUAACUGUCCCAUAUUACUGCCAGCUGCAAACACAAAAGCUUCUACUUUGCUUCCUGUUAUCUAAAUGUUUUAGGAAUAAUUGUCCUUGAAGGAGCCUACCGAAACACACCAAAGCUGGAUUACUGGUCCACACAAGUGUUUUACAAGCAGUUUUAAAGUUUUAUGUGAAAAUUAUAUAUAUAGCUUUUAUCAUUUUCUUCUGCAAUAUCAAUAUGACAUUUAUAAAUUCUGACAUUUUCUAAAGUGGGUUCAUUAAAUUAAGCAAAUAAAAAAAGACAUGUCAGUCAUUGCAUGAGUAAUGACAUUUAAUCAGAAUAACUGCAGCAAUAUAAGGGUGCUUCUUUCCUGUGAGGUGUUGCUAUCUAAGUAUUUGUAAAUAUGUUCUUAUUUUCAGUAAAUGAUAAGGAAUUAUUUCUUUUUUUAUUUUGGAAACUGGGAUUUCUUUCCUUUCUGAAUGUUGACAAAUUGCUAUAAGUUACAGAGCAAUGAUUGUUUUCUUUUAAGUCUGUAUAUUGUAUCUGUCACACACUGUCACACUGGCUGUACAUGAACUGGACCACACAGAUUAUUGCACCUUGACAAACUUUGUAACAGACUCACUGAAAAUGCCAAACUGUGGAGCACCAGUCAACUCGGUUGCUUAUCCUAAGUGCAAUUUGUUUUGUUAAUCUAAUAGUAGCAUUACUCUGCCUUUUCCUCUGCAAUAUCACUGCACUGUAAAGUAUAUUGUUAAUAUUUUUGAUAAAUUAUAUAAGAAAA